AUGCCAAUCAUCCAAGACAUUUCCGAUAUUCCAGAACCUGAUGAUUUUAAGGAUUCCCACACUUUGGAUCUCAGGUCGGAUCGCAUUUUAGAAAAUCAAUCUGAUGACGAGUCCUGGUUGACAGCCAUCCAGACCAAGAAAAUCUCAUCGACACCAGUUCCACUUCCCUCAGCACAACAACUACCACCUACUAAAUCUGAGGCUAUCAAUACUGAUGCAAUUUUAGAGGAAUUACGACUUAGACCUAGUAUUGAAAGGUUUAUUGAACUUAUAACAAUUUUUGAAAAACAACAAAACACCUCGGAAUCUACGACUUCCCCGCAAUUAGCUUCCGUUCUGGCAACGGUGCUCAAUGUCAACCUGCCUGAUCUCUAUACCCAGCUUGACCCAAGUACAGAGCUUGGCCCAGUUCUACAUCUUUUUGACUCACUUCCAGGCAUUGCCAGCAUUUUAGCUCAAAUUAAAACUCAUUUAAGGGCCUUUCUUGACGACGAUAGCGACACAAGAAAUACCACAGCCUCAAUAACCGGCUCCGCAUCAUCUUUUCUAGUGGACCCAGGCGAGCGCAAUAAACACGCAUCUGCAAAAGUCACUGAUACAGACUUAAGACCUACUGCUACUAAACAUACCCGCGUUUCGGAUACCCUGCUGGCAGCAUUCCGCCAGACAUCGUUGCUCCUUGAUCUGCUGGCAUCGAUGCUUGAGCAACCUGGUGCAGUGGCGUGUAUGUACAUUCGUGCUAUUGCCUCGUCAUCUUCUGCCCGGCGGCCUGCUGCGUUUCGCGAGGUGGCUGCUUACAUUGCUGGAUCACGCGUAUACAUGCUUGCUGCACAGUGCCUGACGGUGUUUGGCCGACAUCCACUUAUUACUGGACCCGAGCUUUACGCUGUGUCGUGGCGGUGGCUUUGUGAUCCGCAAGCAUACCAGCGAUUUUUGGUAGCAUCUUUGCUUGACAUGCUUCGUAACAAGAACUGUGAAGAAGCCAUUCCAGACUUUUUGUUGCGCGGUUUACGGUUGCACGGAUCCGCUGGUGGUCCACAAAAUACCGUGCUGCUGAGCAGUUUUAUUGAUCCGCAUAACCAUGAGCUUACAGAAGAUCUAGCCUUACAAGCAUUUGCCACCAUGAAGCCCCUGGAUGUCCGUACUGUAUUUUCUUCAUACAUUAUUCCAUAUAUUUACAGAACUUACCUGUGUGUGCCUGUGGUUCUUGAGCAAGACGAAGACGAGAAUAGCGGUGGUGCCGAGGCACGUAAUAUUGUUGGUGCGUGCGCAGAUUUACUUGUGCGGCUAGUUUGCGCAUGUAUUUCUCCGUUAUCAGGAGACAUCGAUAAGCAACGAGCUACGCUAGAAAGCAUCACACAUAAUUUCCCCGCAAUGGCAAUGUCGCCGCAGUAUUCGCUUGGGUUACGCAGGGUCCUUGUAAUUGUUUUGGAUACAGUCUACAAAAAGUUUGAUUACGGGGAAUGGCAGUAUUUACAAAUUGAAGAGUUGCUGGCAGAGUGGGGGAAAAAUAUGAAUAUUCGACAUGCGUCACUCGUGGCUCAGCACGCUCAAUCAGAACUUUUAGUUCUAUGGACGCUUAAUCUUGCUCGUGGAGGCUAUGUAGAAGAUGCAGAGUUUAUCAAGUCCAAGAUUUUGGAAUCUGCUGCGUACCUAAAUGCAAUUACCAAUAGAUUAUCAUCAAAUUCGGUGCGCCCGCGGGUAUUGGGUAUGGCUGUUGCGGAAACGUUUAGUCGCGAGCUGGAUAAAAAGAAUGAUGCGCCAUUGAGUUUUGGUGUGGAUGAAGUUUAUGGAGCAGACUUGGAUUAUUUCCGGAAAUACCUUGUGGGACUCAAUGAUCAUUUAGUUAAAGAAGGGAGCUGGUGGGAAGUACUGGAGAAAAACCAUGACCAUAUUCAGCCUAAAAAGAAAAGAACUGCAGUUGAAACAGAAGAUGAGGGAUACCCCGAAAGCAAUGCAGACGAAAUGGAACUUGACGAUGAGGAUGAUAAUAACGAUAAUGGUGAAUUUGCGCCUUUAUCUUUUGCACCGGAACAGGAUCUUGAUUCAGAUUUAGAAGAAGAGGAUCUAGAUGAUCCAUCGCUUAAUGUGCUGGACAAGGAUAAACGCAACACCAAACCUCCAGUAUACAUUAAAGAUUUGGUUGCAUAUCUUGAUGCUACUGAGUCAUUUGCCAAGCAGAAGCUUGGAUUGGAGACUGCAGCCAAGUUGAUUGAACAAAAGGCUAGAUACGGAAAAGAGUUGCAAUUUUACAGCAAAGAACUGGCUACGGCCUUGGUGGGGAUGCGUAACAAUUUCGACAUUAAACAGUUUGAGGAGCAGCGUGGGUCUGCCCUGGCGACGCUUGUGGCUGCAGAUCCUUCUCGGGUGGGCCCGCACUUAUCUGUGCUUUUGGUGACUGGUGAUUAUUCUGCGCUACAACGGACUGUUGUUUUAAGUGGGUUGGCUUCUGGCGCUGAGAUUUUGGCCAACAGCAAGACGGGUGCAGGUAAUUCACCAGUGUUUGCAUCUCGAAAAUUGCCUUCAGAAGCUUUGCACAAACUGUUUUUGGAAAUGGAUGAGGUAUCACUUGGUGGUGAUCCUGACGAACAGAAAAGGCUUGGAGCCGAAGGCUAUAGCGGAGCCCAUCUCAAAACACUGACGUACGAGAUGCAGCAGGAGCUAUUGGGUGGAACUACUGAACGGGCACAGGAGCAGCUUGUGGGAGCAGCUCGGGAAUUGCGGGUGUCAGGAAGUCUCGAAAAACAGCGGAAAGAAGGUACCGUUGGGAAGCUUCGACCAAGCGGUGUGUUGGCGCGGACAAAUGUGUAUGCCAAGACAGCAGCGCGGUCCUUUUUCCUGCCGCUGGCUGGUAACUGGCAGCGGGUAUCUGGAUCUUCGUCUUCGAGUGCAAGGGGAACACCGUACUUUGGAAUGUUUUUAGCACAGGUGCUGCGUACACUUGCUGUGUUGCUGUACUUGGCUGCGCCUGGAUCUACGGAACUCACGGAGAUGAGCGGAGUUUUGUUGGAAAUUGUGAUGGCGCAACGUGCACGCGGACUCCGAGGGGCUGUUGAGUCUGGAAAUGAGAAUGCCCAAGUUUAUGAGGAUUUGGCAGUACGCGAGGGUCUGUACACCGCCAUCUUGGCUAUUGUGCAGAUUGCACGUGAACAAGACGGUGGUGAGGCACUUGUGAGUCGAUGGCCCCAGGAAGUGGUGGAGCUCAAGCUCUGGGUUGAAGAAAUGUGGGAAAACCACGAGGAAGGGGUCGGUGGAGGCAGCAGCAUUGAGUCUGCAACAACCUUGCCAGCUUCUGCUACUGGUCUCGGGGCCAUGGACUACGAGGCACGGAGGGUCCGAGGGCUUGCAGCGAGUGCUGUGUUUAUGGUGGACGAGAUUGUUGAGAAGUGGCAGCGAAGGUUAGUUGGAGAGCUAGUGAGUCCGGAGAAUAGUAUGAAGGAGCUGCGGAUUGAGCGCACAGGAGUUUUAGGAGGCCAAGUGAGGAUCCGUUGA
Messenger RNA from Magnusiomyces paraingens, 3492 nucleotides. RefSeq lists its product as uncharacterized. The transcript has a single exon. Bases 1 to 3492 code for a protein of 1163 amino acids. Gene Ontology annotation, cellular component: cytosol. NCBI's taxonomy places the organism in Eukaryota, Fungi, Ascomycota, Dipodascomycetes, Dipodascales, Dipodascaceae. Gene Ontology annotation, molecular function: Hsp90 protein binding; telomeric repeat DNA binding. The record is from RefSeq and is a predicted model, not a curated record. Gene Ontology annotation, biological process: telomere maintenance via telomerase; protein stabilization.